AUGUGGACACCAUAUUACUUCGAAAGACGACGCUAUUACCAUGCUCAAAGAGAUGGAGCUCAUACUCAAGAAGAAUCUUUUUCCUUUCCAAACCAACGCUUAGCACCGUCUGUCGAUCUACGUAUGUGGAUGACACCCAUCACAAAUCAGAAUAAUACAAGAACUUGUUGUGCAAAUGCAUUUGCAGCUAUUUGCGAGUAUUUAAUUCGACGUACGAAUAAUCGUCCGUUUACACAGACCUCGAUCAUUUUAUCCCAUUUAUUUAUCUACUUCAAUGGACGGAUGAAAGAACAGCAUACACGUCAUGUACGUGAUUUAGGCGUAUUUCAACGAAGUGUUGCUCUAGGUAUCAGAGAGUACGGAGCAUGUGAGGAAGAAUUUUGGUCUAGUCGUUGGCACUCACUACGUGAACAACCACAUCGUACAGCCUAUCAACAAGCGAGAAAAUACACAGCUGUUUUACUUCGUGUUCCAAUUACGAUUGAAGCGAUUGAAACUUGUUUACACAAUCAAAUACCAGUUCCAAUUGAUAUUAUAAUGGAUGAUGAGACCGUGCAAAUCAUUACAACUAACAACGGUAUCUUAGAUGUACGCCGACUGAAUGAUAAUACUAUUGACGCAAGAAAUCUGCACACUGUUCUGAUUGUUGGUUAUGAUCGAAGAAAGCAAUAUUUCAUCAUGCGAAACUCCUGGGGAACAAACUGGGUACGAAAAAAAUCUAGUUUUCUUCGUGCAAUAUGUUUGAUGAUCAAUAACUACUUUUUUUAA
Molecule: messenger RNA, 768 nt
Organism: Adineta ricciae
Lineage: Eukaryota; Metazoa; Rotifera; Eurotatoria; Adinetida; Adinetidae
Source: the annotation of a GenBank genome assembly